This is a messenger RNA of Fusarium poae, 609 nucleotides long. RefSeq lists its product as uncharacterized. The coding region runs from base 1 to 609 and encodes 202 amino acids. NCBI's taxonomy places the organism in Eukaryota, Fungi, Ascomycota, Sordariomycetes, Hypocreales, Nectriaceae. The record is from RefSeq and is a predicted model, not a curated record. The transcript has a single exon.
AUGACUCGUCUUUCAUUUCUAGCAGGAUCUGCUGCACUUCUCGCGUUUUCUGGUGUCAACGCUGGACCGUGCCGUCCUUCAUCAUCCGUCGUCACAACAAGUCUCGAGCCGACUGCCACCCCAACAGAGAUCAGCGAAUCAACAAAGACACUUGAAUCAACAUCUUCGUUGGAGAACGACGUCACCGAGACUGUUUCUGUUACACUCUCUACUACUGAGACCACAAGCGCCGCUGCGGAGACUACAGAGACCACCAACAUCACUGCCGAUCCUACUACUACCACUGCCGCCGAGACUUCAACAGCUGCCAUCAGCACCACCAGUGCAGCCCCAGUUCCUCAGAAUGACGGCAGCUGCAGUGGUCUUCCCAAAUCAUAUACAGCGCCCGAUGGCGUCGUCUUUCAAACUCGGUGCAACAGCAAUGCUGGCUCAUACGUGCCACUUGACACUUUAGCUGCCACGAGUUUCGAGAAUUGCAUAAUCAAGUGUACAGAGUACUCUAUAUGCUAUGGUGUAGAGUACAUCAGGCCAACCAAGACAUGCAUAGUUUUCUUCAUAAAUGGUGCUUUCGGGAAUAGCAAUGACCGCGAUGUUGCAUUACGAUUCUAG